Molecule: messenger RNA, 4752 nt
Organism: Esox lucius (northern pike)
Lineage: Eukaryota; Metazoa; Chordata; Actinopteri; Esociformes; Esocidae
Product: adhesion G protein-coupled receptor E5
Exons: 22
Coding region: 441-3227 (928 amino acids)
Biological process (GO): cell surface receptor signaling pathway; adenylate cyclase-activating G protein-coupled receptor signaling pathway
Cellular component (GO): membrane
Molecular function (GO): G protein-coupled receptor activity; calcium ion binding
Source: RefSeq, a predicted model, not a curated record
GCGGAACCUCCCCUCAUUUUCUACCAUGUGUCAGGGGCAUGAAUCAACACUGCCAGCUGAACAAAAACUGCACAGAAAUCUCUUAAUGUUUGAGAGCCAGACGCAACCCAAACCAUCACAGCCAACUACUCUGGGCAUGAGGAAGAGACAGAGUUACAGGCAGUGGAUUAGAGCACAGUGACUUUUAGUGGUUUUAUCUUUCAAUUUGUGAUAUCUUUGGAUCAAGAAGACAUCAGCUUGACUGCGUUGAUGCAUAGAGAUUUCAUUUUUCUUACUCAACCAUUUACUUUAGUGAAACAACCCUACAAAGUUUGAGAAAUCUACAGCAUAAGAGAAGACAUUUUUUUAUUCACAUUUCUUAAUUCAUUGUUUUCAGCCCAGGUCUGGUCUUGUCUAUUGGGAUUUUCAUAGAACAUUAUAUACAUUUUUUCUUAACCAACAUGAAUGGCAGAGGGCAUCUCAUGAUUCUGGCUCUUUGCCUUGCCUGGCUGACAGCAGAUGUGCCUUGCCUUGCUGAGCCUUGUAAAAGUGGAUAUCAGAGGGUAGGGAAAGUAUGCAAAGAUCACGACGAAUGUAGUGAAGAUGGGUUCUGUGGGGAGAAUGCAAACUGCACCAACACAGAAGGCAGUUACAACUGCACAUGUCAUAAAGGAUUCAGGACACAAAUUGGAGUGCAUUUCAAAGCUGACUCAGUGGAGAGGUGCCUAGACAUCAAUGAGUGUAUAGAGAAUGAUUACAACUGCAGUCGCAAUACCAAAUGUGUAAAUGUAAUUGGGUCCUACAAAUGCACCUGCGAUGAUGGGUUUGAACCCUCUACUGGAGCAGAAAGGAUUGGCCAUGAAGGAAUAUGUGAAGAUUUCAACGAAUGUAGAGAAGAUGGGUUCUGUGGGGAAAAUGCAAACUGCACCAACACAGAAGGCAGUCACUACUGCACAUGUCAUAAAGGAUUCAGGACAAAAAAUGGAGUGAAUUUCAAAGCUGACUCAGGGGAGAUGUGCCUAGAUUACAACGAAUGUAGUGAAGAUGGGUUCUGUGGGGAAAAUGCAAACUGCACCAACACAGAAGGCAGUCACUACUGCACAUGUCAUAAAGGAUUCAGGACAAAAAAUGGAGUGAAUUUCAAAGCUGACUCAGGGGAGAUGUGCCUAGACAGAAAUGAGUGUGAUCUCAACAAAACCAUAUGUGACAUGAAUGCACAGUGUGUCAACACAGAAGGUAGCUACAACUGCUUCUGCAACACAGGGUUUGGACUGAAGUCUGGCAAAGCUAAUUACACAGGGAACAAAGGACCAUGUGUAGGUAAGAGCAGGUCUGUGAUAGAAACGAGUGUGAACUCAACAAAAACCAUAUGUGACAUGAAUGCACAGUGUGUCAACACAGAAGGUAGCUACAACUGCGUCUGCAACACAGGGUUUGGACUGAAGUCUGGCAAAGCUAAUUACACAGGGAACGAAGGACCAUGUGUAGAAAUGGACGUGCCAUUAUUCCCUCUGGGAAUCAUACAUGUGAAUGCCAUCGUGGCUUUACAAACUAUGGACACCCCACAGGGGAGGUGUACAGUUCCAGAUUUGCAGUGUGACAUGUUAAAGAGUGCAAGCCAUUUUGAACAGAUAGACCCAGAUCUGCAGGCCUCUCUGGAAUCGAUACACAACCAGUGUAUGUCGUUGUCUCAGCCGGUGAUUGAACGUCCAUUGGAUGGAGAGAAUCUGCUACAGCAUCUGCUGUCUGCUAUAGACAAGCUCCUGUCUGGCGGGCCCCUUAAAGAUAACAGGAAAGUGAGUGCCUUUCUAGAGCUAGUAGAGCAAGCUCUGAGAAUUAUAGGACCCAUGCUGAAAUACCCUAAGACCAGGAGGUCCUACAAACACACUGACUUAGAGUUGUUGGUGCACAGAAAUUCUUCAACCCCUAAGGGACCUCUCAGUUUGUCCUGUCCACAUACUCAGUUAGACUGUCAGUGGGAGACUGCUGCUGGAGAUUCACACUAUCCAGGAUUUGCGACAGUGGCCCUCCUCAGCUAUAAGGAUCUGGAGACAUCCUGCAACCACUCCUUCUCUGGGUUGAGAGCAAAAGACGGCCAGAGCUUCCAGAUCAACUCUAAAGUGGUGACAGCAACCGUUAGUAACAGGAAUACAACACACCUCAAAGAGUCAGUCAACAUCACCUUCUCCCAUCUGACUGCGGCAGUAAAAGGGAACUACACCUGUGUGUACUGGGAAGCUAAGGUGGGAAACGGGUCCUGGUCUGAGAGGGACUGUGUCCUGGUGCAAUCCAAUGCCACCCACACCAUGUGCUCCUGCAAGCAUCUCAGCAGCUUUGCUGUUCUCAUGUCUCUGUAUGAUAUAAAGGACACAUUCCAGCUCAAGCUGAUCACCUGGGUGGGCUUGUCCCUGUCCAUGCUUUGUCUUUUCUUCUGCAUCCUCACCUUCUCUCUGAUACGCUCCAUCCAGAGCACACGCAACACCAUCCACCUUCACCUCUGCAUUAGCCUCUUCAUUGCCCACUUCAUCUUCCUCGUUGGCAUCUCGGCCACAGAUAACAAGACUGGUUGUGCUGUGGUGGCAGGGUUGCUUCAAUUCUUCUACCUGGCAGCACUCUGCUGGAUGUGUAUGGAGGGAGUUCACCUCUUCAGAAUGGUAGUACUGGUCUUCAACAAUACCAUUAAGCGCCUCUACAUGAUGUCAGGAGGCUACGGAAUUCCCGCUCUCAUUGUUGCCAUCUCUGCCCUGUCUAACGCUAAGGGAUACGGCACAGAGCGUGUCUGCUGGCUCAACCUGGAGGACGGAUUUAUUUGGAGCUUCUUUGGCCCUGUUUGUAUCAUCAUUAUGGUGAACGUGUUCUUCUUCCUCAUCACCGUGUGGAAGUUGGCCCAGAAAUUCUCCAGCUUAAACCCUGACCUUGACAAACUCCGCAAGAUCAAGGCAUUCACCAUAACUGCAGUGGCCCAGCUAUGUGUGCUGGGCAUCAUGUGGAUCUUUGGCUGCUUCCAGUUUGAUGAUAACACACUGGCUAUGUCAUACCUGUUCACUAUCUUCAGCAGUCUGCAGGGGGCCUUGGUAUUCCUCAUGCACUGCCUGCUCUCCAAACAGGUGAGAGAAGAAUAUGUCAAGAUCAUAGAAAGAGUCUGUGUGCCAAAGAAGAAGUACUCAGAGUUUUCUUCCAACCAGUCAAGCAACAGCAAAUCACAGACCUCCAAGAGCAUCCAGAACACAGGAGAGUCUCAGAUCUAAAAGGGGCUGGACACUGGUUACUGGACACUGACCUCUGAUGCUGUUUCCACAUUCAGAUUCGCCAGAAAUGCCAUGAAGUUUCAGAACAUUGAACAUCCUGGUUUACCCAAAGGUAUACGUUGGGUAGUACUCUUGUCCCAGAUUAUUUUGUUGGUUCAUGUGAAAUUCUUUGUUCCAAUAAGAAAUCAAAACAACCAAAACAUAAUAAAAGAUGUAAUUUACUGUACAUGUACACAAUAUCACAGCCACAUAGUAAAAUGCACAAGAAACACAAUAAAUAAUACCAUGUGCCUGUUUCUUUCUUUACUGUCUUAUUAUGUGUUGUUAUGUAUGUUUUCUUUUUUUAAAUCUGUUUUCUUUUUACUUUGGAGGUGGGAUUUCUUGCUAGUUUGAGUUACCUGGGGUGGCAGAGAGUUCCAUGUAGGAGCUGAGCAGUUUUGUAUAUAUCUCUGGAAGAUUAUGUAAAUGUUACUGUAUUUUCUUUAUUAUUUGAAGGUACAGUUAAAUAAAUUAAUCAUAAAAUAUUUUUAUUUUAUUAUUUUACACUGAAUUAAUUUUUGCUUUUCAACCUGAGAGGCGACCCUGAUAAUACUAUGAAUAAUAUUAAUAUAAUAAUUUGGAUCAAAUGUAAUGCUAAUAAGAAAGUCAUAAAAAAGAAUAUUAGAAACUGUCAUGGUUGAUUAAAAAUAAUUGUUCAAAACUCAAUCAUCCUCAUCACAAUGAUUUGACACAUGUUACACUUAGGAUGUUUUAUCACAAUGUUCUGGAGGGAGGUGGUGGAAAAAUGGUUAGCUAUGAGACCGCAUCUUGACGGAAACUCAUUCAGCCAAUAAUAUACAUAGUUGUUAUUGGACUUUGUGCCUUGACCAAGAUCACAAUGGUAGAAGGUAAAACUAUUGGAUCAUAGACCAGCAACUUUUUAUUUAGAUUUAUAUGGGAUACCAAUAGAGUCUGCCAGUCAUGGUAUCAUAUGUAUCAUGUAUCAUAUAAAUCCUAUGACAUGUACUGUAUGUGCCUUAUAUGAUAUUAUUUGAAUAGUAUUUGUUGCUGUUGUUCUAUUUACACACGUCUUUCUGUUGCUGUGUCCUAGUCAAAGUGUAACAUAGGGACGUCGCUAAUCCUAUUUUAUUUAAUUUUAUUAGCCCACCCUAAAUAAAUCAAUAUAUUAGUCAAUCUAUUUUCUCUGUGAUUUCUUUUUUUUUUUGUCAACCGUUCCAUCGCAUCUAAACUUCUUACAAACUGUAUAGAAAUUGUAUAGAAUCGUGUUCAUUUGACAGCAUGUUCGGUUGAGUUUGAUGCUUUGAAUGUAACUCGCUCAUCUCAAGCAAGCUCUCUUCUGUAAAUAGUAGCUAACAUCUCCCUGCUAUCUGCCAUCCUCAUUAUCGGAUGUUCCUAGUGUUCAGAUAAGUAAAACCUCUCAAGUUCAAAAUGGAAAUGCGUUGGAAACGGUACGUUUUGCUAAUCAAAAUACUCUUUCAGGUAGCCCACCACCAUUUUCUUUAUAGAAAUGUAUCGAGGUAAAAAA